AUGAUACCACAAGAUGUGAUUGAAAAAGCCCUAUCCAAAGCCCAAGAAAGCGCAUCACAUAGCUGGGAACACAGCACAGUAUUCGAAGCCUUACUUGAAUACCGCAACCCAUCCUACAGCGUCUUCUCCGCCAACCCAUUUCCAAACGGCGAAGCGCCAAGACUGAAGAUCGAAGACAUCGACGCCCUACGCUAUGUAAGACCACUGAUCCGGACCGAUACCCCAACGCUCAGCGAAGACAACGGCUCAUCAGCAGACCCAACAUCCCUCUGCCUCCCCACCCUCCUCCUCUCCCUCUCCCCCUCCCUGCCCCCCUCAACCCAAACCACCUACUCCACCGCGCUCUCCCGCCAACUCCACACCUUCCUCAACUCAACCCCCCGUUUCCCAAACGGCGCCCUCUCCCACCGCACAACCCACCCCUCACUAUGGUCCGACUUCAUCUACAUGGCACCCCCCAUCCUCGCCUACCUCGGCAUCUCCACCCACGACUUAUCACUCCUCGGUGAAUCCGUGCGCCAGUGCGAAUUAUACUGCCAAGUUUUACGCUCAGAGUCGGGUGCAUGGCGGCACAUUGCCAAUCUCCCCUCCCCCCACCCCUUUUUUCCCACCUACAGUUUCUGGGCAAAGGGGAAAGAGAGUGUGAAGGUGAAACAGGACAGUGGAGCGUGGAGCACGAGUAAUGCCUGGGCGGCCGCGGGCAUGGCUCGUGUACUGGCGACUUUACGCCACUCCCCUUUUGCGGCAGCGACGAUGGAGGAGCAAGGAAGUUUGCGGGGGAUGAUUAGAGGGAUUGUAGAUGCGGCGAGGAGGGUGGAUUCGCAUCCAUCGCGUCUGCUGCGGAAUUAUCUAGAUGAUGACACUGCGUUUGCGGACGUGGCGGGCACGGCGUUGAUGGCUGCGACGGUGUUUAGAGUUGUGCGGUUGCAAGGCCCGGGGGAGGUGGUGUUUGGGGGUGAAUAUACCGCCUGGGCGACGGAGAAGAUGCGAGCUGUGGCGCAGCAUGUUGAUGCAGAAACGGGGGUCGCGGCGCCGGUUGUGAAUUCGCUGAGGGAAGGGGAGGAGAUGCCGUUGGGGGAGGUUAAUCCGGAGGCCCAGGCAUUUGUUGUUUUGCUGUUUGCUGCGUGGCGGGAUUGGAGUCAAGCUGAAUCACUGUAG
Molecule: messenger RNA, 1158 nt
Organism: Bipolaris oryzae ATCC 44560
Lineage: Eukaryota; Fungi; Ascomycota; Dothideomycetes; Pleosporales; Pleosporaceae
Exons: 2
Coding region: 1-1158 (385 amino acids)
Biological process (GO): carbohydrate metabolic process
Source: RefSeq, a predicted model, not a curated record